Messenger RNA from Sclerotinia trifoliorum, 1069 nucleotides. Lineage: Eukaryota; Fungi; Ascomycota; Leotiomycetes; Helotiales; Sclerotiniaceae. The record is from the annotation of a GenBank genome assembly.
CCCCACCAACCUCACUUGAUAGUUCUACGCCACAAUACGCAAGGCUACCCCACCACUCCCACCAGGUAAUUCGUCACAGAGCUGGAGUUCUCAAGGUCGUCCUGCAAUCACAUUAUAUUGGAGAGACCUUAGACAUCUCCAAAAUUCCAAAAUUAUGGCUAAUUCGAAAGACCUCUCGGAAGAAAAUUGCUAUGUAGCAUUAACCCAUGAAAACCUUGACGCCAAAGUAAUGAUGGACAAAGUUCGAAGUCCCAAAGCCGGAGCCAUCGUUCUCUUCGCAGGUACUAAAAACCAUGCGAAACCGAUCUAUAAGUAAUGUACUGAACAACAUUAUUCAUAGGAACAACCCGAGACAAUUUUGGAGGAAAGCCCGUAAAAGAACUUCAGUAUACAUCAUACGAACCACGUGCUUUACAGAGCAUGCUCAGUAUCUGCAAGACGAUUCUCCACAAACACUCCCUGACAUCUAUUGCCAUGAUUCAUCGCUUGGGAGUUGUACCUAUUGGAGAAGAAAGCAUUUUGAUUACGGUAUCGUCGCCGCAUCGUCAGGCGGCUUGGAAGGCUGGUGAAGAAGCGCUUGAGGAAUGUAAGGAGAAAGUCGAAGUGUGGAAGAAAGAAGAAUUUGGUGGUGAGGAGGGUGGGGUUUGGAGGGCUAAUCGUGAUGGUGCUGUUGGUGAGCGGGUGGAUGGAGAUGGAGAGAAGGAGAAACACGAAAUAGGACCUCAUGGUCCGACAGUACGGCCUAAUCGACCGGGAGAGCGUGGACAUGGACCAGUGGUGAGGAAUCGCCAACUUGAUUCGUGAGAUGAUACCAGUGACGAGUUCACUGUGUUGAUAAGUUCUGCACGAGGAUACGUAACACUAUCCCCAUUACACGACGAACGCAAUUUCCAAUAGAUGGGAAGCUUGGUACUGAACCACAAAAAGUAACACUAUCCAGGUCUGAGGUAUUCUUGUCUCAUAUUUGCCUCCGAUGCAUUUGACUUUUGAAGUAAUUCCACAUGAGGUUAUACUAUUACCAUGAUGUUGAAUAAUAUGAAGGCCUGCGGACCAAAGUGUCGAGUAUUUG